AUUAUUAUUAUUAUUAUUAUUAUUAUUGUCAUUAUUGUCAUUAUUAUUCUUAUUCGUCUUCUUAAAACUAUUUACGGAGUACAGUAUCAAUAUUUAGAAUUCUUCUUCUUAGGCCUUUCCGAAGACAGAGCUCGCUCCCGAGACCGAACCCAAAACCGACCCGAAGACUUGCAAUAAUAAUAAUAAUAAUCAUAAUAAUAAUACUGACUUCCUAUCAUCAUCCCCAUCCCAUCUCAUCCCCAUCUCAUCCCCAUCUCAUCCUCGUCACUACAGCAAGAAUGAUCUCUCUCGGCCCCGUCCUCGUCCUCGUCCUCGUUCUCGUUCUCGUUCUCGUGGCUAUCACCGCUGGAGAGUAACCUGAGGCCUUAAAAAUUCCUGGUAGCUAAACAAAACUUACUCCGAGGGGUUGUUGCGCUCCCCAAACCAAGCAAGUGUUUUGCUUGGACUGAACCAAGAUAAAUGACAUUUCCACAAAUCCCAUCGUCCGGGACAAUCCACGGCGUUUCUAGUCAGUCGCCAGACAAGCAAUUGGAAAGCAAAAUGAAUUCAUAUUUUCUGCCUGAUCGUCACCCUCGAGAAGGCUACAAUGUACAUGUACAUCAUCUACAUCUACAUGUACCCUCGACGCAAGACGCGGCCCAGUCUGAGUUACUGCCAACCCCACAAUAUCCCCACACCAACUCCUCCUCCUCCCUGUGGUAUCAUCCCCAUCAUCUCCAUCAUCUCCAUCAACCGCAACUACUUCAUCCGCAAGUCCAUCGUUCCCAUUCCCUUUCACAAAUGCCGUCCCUCCCAAAUGAUCAAAGAAAACACAAAAGAACAAGAAGUGGAUGCUUCACGUGUCGUUCUCGCCGAGUAAAGUGCGAUGAGACUCGUCCAACUUGCGAUCGUUGCAGUAAGGGCAAAAGAGAAUGUGUCUAUCCGCCGCCCCCAGCAAGAAGAACAACAGGAAGCCGCGCAAAUCCGGGAACUGCUGAAAAACAUCCAGCAAUACCAGAAAGUGGAUCUUCGGAUGAAAAUAAUGACCGCGACUCGGCGAUCUCGAAAACGAACAAUGCAAAAAGGAAUGGAUCUACAAACGAAGACCUCUCUUCUCGCCCAAAGUCUCCACCGGUAUCGAGACUAAAAGCAUCUAUUUCUCGAAGACAACGUGCCCAAUCACUGCCCAGGCGGAGAGGACGACCACCUUCCGAAGCAGCAUCCGAUAUCCAAGAGAGAGAUAAUUCUCCCGUAAGUGAUGUGACGUCUGCAAUAUCGGAAUCCCGGAGCAGCCCCGAUGAUGGCACUGAAGCACCAGCACUUGGACCACUUGGACCCUCUCUUGAGGCAAUUUCCAGCUUGCCCGGUGCUUCCAAGCUUACAGAAGACGUGAAAUUUUUUCUCGCAUAUCAUCGACAUUAUAUUACAUUUCGCCACUAUUUUAUGCGACAGGACGCACAGUCCUUUAUCAACAACGAUAUCAUUUUACUAGCUAUGCAAUAUAAGCCACUGUUGUAUGCUAUCGUCGGGUUUUCGUCUUAUAUUUACUCCAUCAGGCAUCCCAAUGGCAAACUUUACACCUUCCUCCAGUACUAUCACAAAUCAGUAACGGGCCUAUUGAAGUCGCUAAGUACGAGCAACGUGCACCACGAUGCUAUGAUGCUGACCAUCCUUCAGCUAGCAACUUUUGAAGAGUACAUAGGGGAUUGGGUGAGCGUUACCGACCAUCAUCAAGCCGCCCAUCGGAUGCUCACCGAGCUCUAUACGCCAGAAAAAAUCAAUGAAAAUGAGUUCCGCCGCUAUAUGUUCCUCUGGUAUACCCGUUUCGAUAUAGUAUCCGGUAUCUUAGCCGGAAACGAAGCCAUUUUGAGUCGAGAAUGGUAUAUUGCGUGUGAGUUGUUCGCCGUCGAGGACGAAGCUAGCCACCCGGGCAACAUCAACAAAAAGUUUUACACAUUGGCCCUCCGCAAUCGGAGGGUUGGCAUGGAUAUGGCGUCAUUAAUUGCAAAGACAUCGCGUGGGCUUAUUACGAUUGAAGAAUUUUCACGCCAAAAUCAAGAUAUCACUGCCAGGCUUGACAAAAUUCAGGACGCGUGGAGUUGUUUAGUCCAUCCGGAUCACCUAAUUACGUCCUUCCCAAAUAAGGUCCCUCUUGGGCCGAAUGAUAUCGUGGACCCUUACGUGCCUGGGAGGAUAUAUGAUGAAUCAUUGUGGGAUGUUAACAAUUUGCUUGUUGACAUCAUCGGUGCCAGAAUGAUGCAUAAAUACCAAACGGGUUUGCUGUUGCAGCAGCUGGACCUUGAGGAACUGCAAGCCGAUGCAUUAAAGCUAUGCAGUCUGAUUGAAACCAUGGAACGGUGGCCCGACAAACCGAAAGACUCUAUCCUACAGGCUCAAUCCUCUUUCGCUCUGGCUGUGCUCUUCAUUCCUAGUGAUGAAAAACAUAUUAUGUGGUCUCGGAGGAUAUUGGCGAAGGUGGAACGACUUGGCUUUAUUUACCCAUCCGCAUUCCGCGCCAAAAUGGCAGAUUUAUGGCAACUUCCCGAACUGAAUCAUUGGUGGCUCCCAAACGAAGAAGGAUAUCCAAGAAUAGUUAAUGAAAUCCGUGACUGGACUAGUGAGCGCGAACUUAAACCACGAGACACAUUCCGCGAGGACAUUCGAGAUUUGAAGACGAUGUUCUGGCGAAUGGCCAUGGGUGGUGAUGAUAGCAGCCACGGAAGCUCUCCAAGCAAUACACUCACGCCUCCUACUGCAGCUGGACUAAAUCCUGACACGUCUCCAUCCGAAUCAACCUCCUAAUACGCUAUAGUCGUCCAGCGUCGGGGCUUCCGGUAUAUUCUUCUUAAUUUUCAAUUAUGCACGCGGCGAGGGAUAAAGCGUCGUUAUUGCUCUUAUCCCUAACUUCCCCUUUUUCGAUUCUACGCGGACUGGGAUUUGGGGGCUCGCAUAACGAAAGGCAUUUUACUCUUCCACCACCCGAAAGUACAAUGUACAUUAUAUAUACAAUCGUUCCACCUACCCUACCUGUCAAACACCGGGAUUUGAAAUUGCAUCUUUAGAUACCUUUCGAGCCGCCCAGACGUGGAAUUAAACUUCCAUUCCAUCAGUUAACCCGCGUUUAUUGUCUACUGGGAAAUGCCUUCCGUUAGUGCGGCUCGAUCCUUUUCGGCCGAGGCGUUUCGUUGUCCUCAAUGGCCCCAGCAAAUUGAUGAAAAAAAUCCCAGUUAAAAAAAAGGGAGGAAAUGGAUAUCCACACGCUUUACAUUAUCGAGCCCACAGUUUUUCACGCUUGGUGAGAAGAGAAUACAACGGCGUUUCGGAAAACGGACAGAAUAGAACCUGCCAAACAUGUGUGUUUUGCCUCCUUGGUCUCGGACCAUGGGGGACUGAUUGAUGAAUGACCCUAUCGAACGACGUCCGGCGCUACGUACGAAAUGCAAGAUGACGUCAUCGAUGUCCAUAACUAGGCCGAUAAGUCACCUGCUUUGGCGUUCAUUCCUCUUAUCAGGCGUAUCACGAAACAACGGGGUCGCCUACUUAUUUAAACGAUCGAUCGAUUUCAGGCUGGUUCCACGUGUACAGCAGCAUGUGCAUGUGCAUGUGCAUGCGCAUGUACAUUAUUAUUACAUGUACAUGUACAUACAUAGUAACAGCGCCAAGCGCACGGUCCUAAUCCCAACCUUCACUCGGCUACUACUAUCUUGAGCUGGACGAGUAAGAAGGAACUGGAACGGAAUUUCCCGCCAAAGGAAACGGCCGUGCGGGUACGUGCCGCAGGAUGCUCCCUCCGUUAUCGUAAUCCCGAAACGCUGCUUUUAUCGGGCAAAAGCGAAGUGGGGGGCCCGUGGGGCGGCUAGGGUGGAUAUCAUGGGGAUGGAUGCGGCCCGGUGGCGUGGUUUGAUGGGGCGGAGUGGGGCGGGUGGGGCGGAAAUAAGCGCGAGUGCAAAACAUAAUUAAUAGAAAUAUGGAGACACAACACCCACCCGCCCAUAUAUAUAUAUAUAUCCAUUCUAAAGCAACUUUACUCGUAUACCAGGGAAAAAAAAUUUUUUUUGACGGUGCUAUUAUUACAGGAUGUUAGUUAGGGGGGGUUGAAAAGCUCUACCUCAUUUCGUUCGUAUUACACGCAUUCGUCGUUCCUUUUGCUUUCCUUUUACUUGUUUCUCGGAUUGCUUUGCUUUGCUUACGACAACGUGUAUCUUUUGUUAAGUUUUGGGUAUGUAUUCAUUGUUACCACCUCGUACAGCAGCAGUUGAUCGGGACGCGAAGAGCCCUUUUUUCCCCCCUUUCUACCCAUUUUGAUACAGGGAACAACAAAUUUUUUUUCAAAAGUUGCUUGUCUUGGGCGGAAAUUGUGGUUCUUCCAUAUGUACUACGUACAAUAUGUAAAAAUGAAAGGGUAAUUUCGAGAAGUAUAGAAGUAGACGAAAAAAAAAAAAGUGCCAAGAAGAGCCAAACCCAACCGGCCGGGAGAAGUUAUCAACUCCAAGCAUCCAGCAAUGAACGACUGAGUCGAUAUCUCACUCAAUUGUUUCGAGUGCUGCGCAGGAAUGCCCUCGCACAUAUACAUAUGGCGAGAAGAAAACCGCAGAGUUAAAUUAUCUCAAUUUCACUCUCCUUCUGCUCCAUAGAUCCGAACCGACACACCCGGCCUUGCCGAAACCUCCACAGCCUCAACAAUAGUUUCCAAUCCCCCAGCCAAUUCCUUCCCCCGCGGGCUCAACAUCUCAUCCCUCCCAACGAAACCUUCCCCCAGCACAUCUUCCCCCCACGGCAGAGCGUCCACAUCCACUUCCAUCCCCAGCAGACACUUCAACACCACUCCAGCACCAGCCUUGCUCAUGACGACAUUCAUCUCCUUACACCGCUCAUCGCAAACGCAUUCGAUGCAGCCCUGCGGAGCCGUACACUGGCACGCUUCAAUCCGCCCCAGCGCCCGUCGGAGCAGACUAUCGACGAACUCGAAGGCCUUGGCGGCGAUGCCCGAACCUGAUGGCCCGCCCUUGGCGUCGUAGAAAGUUAGUCGGGCGGGGCGCUGGCGGGCAGGCUUGGGAGGAGGUGGAACGGCGUGGGAUUGGGCAUGAUCAUGAUGGGCGAGUGCCUGUCUGUGCUUUGGACCUAAUUCCUUAGCGGCAACUUUGCACUCUGUGCGGACAUCGCCAGGCGACGAGCUGACGAUGUAUGUUGGCAUGAGAGAGAGAAUUGCAUGCUCGGCGGCGUGGAUGGCUGCGGCCGCGUUGAGGUUGCGGGAUUUCAAGAUAUCCAGUGCGCCUUUCGGCACGUCCAGCCACAUUCCCUUGCUCAUGAUUUCGAUCGGAGGAUUAUCGAGCGCCACGGCAUCGAGAAUUCGCCCCUUUUUAUCCAGUUUGAAAUACCCAUAGACGACGGUACGGAUCCUGAUGGCGCCAAAGAACGCCUUGGUGUUGGCCGAGGCACUGAUGCGCCUUAUGGCUUCCGUCUCGACAGGGUCUAUGUCCGUGAAAUCACGUUGUUGGGUGGUCCAGUCCACAUGGACGCGGACGACACGGGCAAAACGUCGGUCUGUGUUAAGCUCCUUGACCAUAUAUGGAUUUCCUUGGUGAAAGAAAAUGCCUCCUUCGUAGAUACUGAAAAAUACUCUCGAUUCCUCGAUUUCUUCGAUUACUGCAUUUCGGUUGUUAGUUGUGUCGAUGAUUGCAUAGUGGUUAUCUUCAGUGUCACGAAUAGCCACACAUUUCGAGGGGUGCGGGCGGAAUCGCUCGUGGCAAUGGUAAAAGCCUAAAUUAUCUUUGGUGAGCCGUGCAGAUGCAAACUCGUAGAGCUGUGGGCCGAAAUAUUCAGUAUCUUCUUCCGGCCGGAUGGGCAUUUCGAAGGCAGCACACUGGACAUGGCCUUCAAGGACCAACUCAUUUCGUAAGUCCACCUGCAGUUCACAGUUGGGCUUCGUAAAAAGUUCGUCUGGAUUCUGCAUAUAAUAUUGGUCGGUGGCGUAGGAAUCGCCGACGAGGAUAGAAACCGAGUCCUUGUUUCUGCGCCCAGCACGCCCACUUUGUUGACGCAGAUUUGAAAUGGAGUAUGGAAAUCCAUGCGUUAUCACAGCAUCAAGUGAACCAAUAUCCACGCCUAGCUCGAGCGCAUUCGUAGCGACGAUCCCAAGUAAUUUCCCUUCAAACAUAUCCCGCUCUAUUUUUCGUCUAUCCUGUGGACUAUAGCCUCCACGGUAACCCAUGACAAACCGUGAGACAUUAAUUCGAUCUAGGCUUUUGAACUCAUCUCUAACAGCACUCAGCAAGAGUUCACACUGUUUUCGAACCCGACAGAAGGCAAUCACGCGUACGCCUCUCAAAACCAGCUGGCAGAACAAACGGGCGCUCUCCUGGAUACUAUUACCGCGGCCAGAAGAUGGGUCACCAGGAUCUCGAAACGGGGUAUUCCAGCAUAUAAAUUCCUUUCUCCCCGAAGGCGACCCGUCGAUGUCUGUUAACUUCACAUCAUCAAUUCCAAAUAUUGUUUGCAUAUGUUCCACGGGAUUCGCAACCGUCGCUGAACAAGAUAUAAACUUGACACGGCGGUUUCCAACAGCAGCACAUAUCCUCCGUAGCCGUCUCAUAAUGAAGGCAACGUGGGACCCAAAAAGACCGUUAUAAACGUGUAGUUCAUCCACAACUACGAAUUUCAAGUUCUUUAGGAAAGUACGCCAAAAGGAUUCUUGAGGUAAUAUCGUAAUAUGUAGCAUAUCCGGAUUGGUGAAAAUAAUCCGUGCCUCGUCUCGAAUUGUAUUUCUAUCCGCCAUAGGGGUGUCUCCGUCAAAUGUUUCCACAAGUAUAUGCUCCAAGCCUUCGAUAUAGCCCAAUAAUUCCUUCAGACUCCGUCGUUGAUCCUGAGCAAGUGCCUUUGUUGGAAAGAUAUACAUCCCUCUACUAUGGGGAUCUUGUUCCAGCUCAUGUAGCAUCGGAACCUGGUAAAUAAGCGACUUCCCUGAGCUCGUCGAAGUAGAAAUGAUGACAUUUUUUCCGUCAUGGAGGUUAUUGAUAGCCUCUGCCUGGUGCGAAUAGAACUUCGUAAUGCCUCGGGUAUUGUACAAGGCGUUGACCAGGCUCUGCGAAAGAGGAAAAUUCAGAUCGCCAUAAACAGCUGGCUGUGGAUCAAAGACCCGGUGUCCAUCGGGUACUAUCUGAUCAUGGUACCACUCCAUUUCUCUUAUGCUCGCAAUGAUUUCUGCAAUAGUUGGGCGUUCCUUAGGUAUCUGUGCGGGGAACCUCGCUGCAGCAGGAGUGCUAACACCACUCCGGGGUGAUACAGGGACAUACAUCUCUUUAUCAGCCUCCAGCUUCUCGACAGGAUCGAUAUCCUCUUCCUGACACUUCGCAAGAAAUGCAUCAACAGCGUCCACAAAUUUCUUAUUUCGUUUCUCGAUCAGACUCAUCAUAUGUUUCUGGCUGUAGACGGGCACCCUAAUGUCGUCUGCUUUCGAUCUCCGGCGUGAAAUAUUCUGCUGAGCGUCCUUCUUCAAAUCCCCAUCCACAAAUUCAAAUAUCAAGGCAUCGCUCUCACCAUCCGGAUUUGGAUCCUCGCUCUCUCCGGCAUCCUGCCCCAUCCCCUCAGCCUCCCAGUCACUCCAAGUCUUCCCAAGUCUAGUAGAUUUGGCCUCCUUCACUCCCACAAGAUCCACCACCCCCUUAUCAACAAUCUCCAAUCUCACGGACCGCGGGAUCAGCACCUUAACCCUCGCAGCAUCUUCAACACUCAGUUUGCGCCCGCCCGUCUGCGCCUCAACAGCCGUUUUGAUAUUAUCAAACGUCGUCGCAAAGUGCUUUCGCGCAGAGCAGAACGUGUAAACGAGGUUCAAGGCGCGGUGUGUUUGAGCGAGGAGCUUGAAAGGUUCAGGCCAGGGGAUCGACGGAGAGGAAGUGGUUAGUGAUUUUUUCGACCGACCCCGGGAAGAGGCGCUACUAGAUCUCGAAGAUGAGGUUGUAGAGCGUUUUCUUUUGCCAGCCGUAGGCUCCAAUGUAGUCAUGCUACGCCCCCCAUCAUGCGCUUUGGUUGGGAGGAUAGUAGUGGUGGUCACCUCCACUGGUAGGCUUGUUGAAGGAUUCAUACGCGCUUUUCCAACGUCUCCUUCUUGACCAUCACCUCGAAAGUCUGGGGUAGGAGAUAGAUAUUAUUCAUGGGUAUGGAAAAUUCUGGACGAGAGAAGAUCCACUCAGAUGUGAAAAGCAGCUUCAUGUAGUACUCUUGUUUAAAAUAGCCUACCCGAAGGCCAUUUGUACGGGUUGCUGUCGCUCGCUCUCUUAUAAUGUAGUACAGAUGAGGUUCCAACAGUCGCGCGGCGAGCAACACGUGGUCAUGUGACUUGUAGUUAAUGGAUGGAUGCGCUCCUUGUUUGAAAAUUUGACCUCUUAAAAACAACUAUUUUCUUC
Blastomyces dermatitidis ER-3 is the source of this 8381-nucleotide messenger RNA. Its product is annotated as C6 finger domain-containing protein. The transcript has 6 exons. Gene Ontology annotation, biological process: positive regulation of transcription by RNA polymerase II. Lineage: Eukaryota; Fungi; Ascomycota; Eurotiomycetes; Onygenales; Ajellomycetaceae. The record is from RefSeq and is a predicted model, not a curated record. Gene Ontology annotation, molecular function: DNA-binding transcription factor activity, RNA polymerase II-specific; transcription cis-regulatory region binding; zinc ion binding. The coding region runs from base 460 to 2781 and encodes 773 amino acids. Gene Ontology annotation, cellular component: nucleus.